Penicillium cosmopolitanum is the source of this 1749-nucleotide messenger RNA. RefSeq lists its product as uncharacterized. Bases 1 to 1749 code for a protein of 582 amino acids. NCBI's taxonomy places the organism in Eukaryota, Fungi, Ascomycota, Eurotiomycetes, Eurotiales, Aspergillaceae. The record is from RefSeq and is a predicted model, not a curated record. The transcript has 9 exons.
AUGCUUUGGCUACGGCAGAUACUUCGAAGUAAAGCACGUCCCUCACGCUUCUAUACUGGGCCUCAAACGAUCACCGCUCCCACGCCUGUUCGACAUGUGAGAUUUCGACGACGCUGGCUCAGGUCCUUUAUCGGAAAAUGUUUAUUAUACGGUGUUACUUUCCAUGCCUGGACUCUCAUGGUUAGAGUUUACACCAACGAUAACUGGGACGAGGACCCCGAUGAAAGGUUGGAAAGAAGUAAAAAACUUCGAGUUCUCAAAGAAAAGGAACUACUUGAAUCCAAGCGCCAAGAUAAGGAAAUAGCAGAGGAGGAGGUAGAGGAGGAUGAGCCCGUAUUCAUCCCUCUUACUUGGUACUUGGAAGAACAGGAGGGUGAAUUCUACACCGCAUCAGACCCGGAGUGGCAGGUGUAUUCGAAGAUAUCAAAGGAUCGCGAGAAGUUGCAAAAACUGAGAGAUGAACUUGCGGCCAUUAUCCUCCAGAGUGCCUCUGAGCAGAUCUCGCCAUUUCUUGGAAGUCCAUUAUCCUUAACUGGACUUUGGCUGGUACCACAGUUUCCGUCUCGUCCUCCGCCGGAAUAUGUGCGCGCUGGGAUGGAACUUACAGAUGACGGGAUAUCGUGGGCGACAAAACCGAUGAAUCCUGAGAUCGGUGAUAGACUGUCGAUAUUCAUGAGACCAACGCACGUGGCACUCGCAAUCUGGGAUGCCUAUUAUGUCUUAUACCGGAGGCAAAUGGACCGCCUAAUGAACCCAGACGGUCAACCGAACGAUGUACAAUUGUUGAACGGGAGGUUUACCCUAUCAAGCCAACCGAAUCCCAUGACCACCCGUGAAAAGUCUCAACUGCAGCCACCAAUAUCCGACCGUUCUACGGAGAACAUCCCAUCCAACGCUGAACCCGAACUCCACCCAUCAUUUUUCAUAUCGACACUGCAGCGGCUCCCGUUGCCUGACCUCGGCCCAGGAUCCGAUCUACAUUUGGCAUCUAUAGCCUUCAAGUUAAGGCUGCAUGACCAUGAGACUCAAUUUCUUCGAACUCCGAUCCACGACCGCCUCACGACCAUCCCUUUUACUACUUCCUCCACCAUCAUCACUACUAUCACCAUCACCAUCACCAUCACCAUGUCUGUUCCUCCUAACUUUGCCGGUAUCAAGCUCUCGGGCGGUAAGAAAGAAGAGACACAGCAUACUCUUGAAUUGUACCUUGACUAUGUGUGCCCGUUCUCAGCCAAAAUGUUCAAUACAUUCUAUUCCCUGAGUCCCGAAAUCACCCAACGAUACAAUCCACGACUCCAAGUAAUCUUCCGCCAGCAUAUUCAACCCUGGCACCCAUCCUCGACACUCACCCACGAAGCCGGCGCCGCCGUUCUCCGGCUCGCACCCGAGAAAUUCUGGGCCUUUAGUGCGGCACUUUUCAAGGUCCAGGGUGAAUUCUUCGACGUGAGCGUUGUCAAUGAAACCCGUAACCAGACAUACGAGCGCCUGGCUCGGGUUGCAGGCUCCGUUGGUGUUGAUGAGGGGAAGGUGUUGGAUCUAUUGAAGAUUCCUGAUACGCCCGGCCCGGAUGGAGCGCUGAAUAUGGGUAAUCAGGUCACGAAUGAUAUCAAGUGGAUAGUCAAGACGGGCCGAGUGAUUGGGGUGCACGUAUCACCAACUGUAUUUUUCAAUGGAGUGGAAGAGCGUGGAAUAAGCAGUGGUUUCAGCACAGCUCAAUGGGAGGAAUGGCUGGCAAAGAACGUGGUCUGA